GUAUCUGUAAACAGAAGCCACGUGACAAGCGGCGCUGCCUGUCAGGGGCUUUGCAGCAGCGGCAGCAGCGGCACGAAUGACGGCUGAGUUAGAGGAAGUUACUGGGGGGCAGCUGUGCUAGUAUGUAACCUUACACGAGUUGGAUCCAGUGUUGCAGCGAGAGAGAGAGAGAGAGAGGAAGGCGGCAGCAGCAUUCAUGGAUAUAGUGGACACCUUUAACCAUUUAAUACCCAGUGACCAGUUGGAUGAGUCCCUGAUAAUAGGUCAGAAUCUGGAAUGUGAAGCCGGUAAUGAGUUUGGGACAGGACUCAGGCUGGAAGAUUCACUGAAGAACAUGCUCAGUGACAAAGAUCCCAUGUUUGGAUGUGCGAGCUCCCAGUUCAAUUUACUGGACAAUGAGGACGCUGCUUUUCCGAUCGCUGACGCAACAGUCCUCGCUGAUGGCUCAGCAUCCACAGGCCUCAGCAAUGAACUGACUGUUGCGGAAACCACACAAGUCAAGCGACCUGUCGGCAGGCAAAAGAAACGUAAUUUAGAAUCCGAAGACAGCAGUGGUCCACAACCUGCUAACGCAUCUAGAAGCCCCAUGGCCCGAGGGCGACCAGGAAGGAAACCAGCACACAGGCUACAGAAGACAUUUCUUAUUGAGAAAGGAGUUAAAGGCCCCCAGCUGAAGAAAGAAUUAACUCUGGGAGGGCGUAUUAAUGUUAAUGAUCUCGAUGGUGGAUUAUGGCUGAAUCCUACGGUUAUAUUGAGACGAUUGACGGUAACAAUUGGAGGAUUCAAGAUUGAGCUUCUUCCAGGACCCUCUUAUGGACAAAGUGUUGAAAUCGGCCAGUCUGCAGCCAUUGAUGAUGCUUUAUCGUAUGGUAGAGACGUUGGGUUUGCUGUGUUGCCAGAUGAUACUGUCAGUGUACAGAAUCUCAUGCCUGACAGCGUGACAGAGAUGGAUGUAACUGAGAAGAGCUCUGCUGAUGAUUCAGCACUUGGCCCAUAUGUAAAUCCUAAUGAUGUGCAGACCUCCAACGGGACGUUAAUGGAGAGUGGCUGCAUGAAAGAGACAAAACUUGACAAUCAGAGUGUUUCUGGAAAGCAGGACCCAGUCAGUAAAGGAAAAGAUGACGUCAAACUGCCACAAAGUAACGAAAAUAACGGAACUGUUGUUAGUAAUAAGACUGAUGGUAAGGAAAAGCAACAAAUUGUGGCCAAAACACUGCUCAAGUCUAAACCGGUACUGACUUCUGACAAGAAUAAGGACUUGGUUUCAGGUAAACCAAACAACACGAUUAAGGGACAAAAAGUAUCCCAAAACAUGCCAUCCACAAUCAUCCAAAGAGAAGACCCACACAAAGUGAAAUCUCUAAAGGAAAAGAAAGACAUUGCACCUUUGAAAAGGCUUGCAGAAAGCACCCAAAGUGAGCAUGCUACUAAAAUGCAAAAGAUACAGGGUACAGGAGAUAGCAAAGCUAAGCCAAAAUCUCCAAGUACCCCUGCAGUGAAGAAGAUCCCACCGUCUGGCAACCGUCUCGAUCAGCCGGGGCCAACUAAACAUACUGGUACUCAUCCGCACAAUAGCUCCAAAGUGGAGCCUGCUAAUCUGCCGCAUGGUCGUCCGGGCCAUUCUUUAAAAACGCCAGAUGAAGGAGGGCAGGAAAAGGCCAAACUGAAAAAGCCAGAAAAGAUCCUUCAAAGACAGAAAAGUAGAAACUCAAGGAGCAUCUCUAUGGACGAACCGCAGCUGUUUAUUCCAGAUAACGCUCCUGUUGUAAAGAAGGAAACGUCUGAGGAGCAACCUGCCAACAGCGAGAGCGUAUGGGAUGGAAACAACUGUUGUGGUCUGUGCAAAAAACACCACAAUAACCUGUUUAUGGUGGGCUGCGGCCGCUGUGAAGACUGGUUCCAUGGCGACUGCGUCGGUCUGGACCUGUCAAAAGUACGUGAGAUGGAGGAGGAGGACCAGAUGUACGUGUGCUUGAAGUGCUGCGAGGAGGAAAGCAAAAAGGUGGAGCCUGAGCCCCCGAGCGCAGCCAAACCAGAAGUUCAGACUAAGACUGAGGUACCGGAUCAUAAGCUGCCUCCCAAACCUCGACCCGGACCCUCCCAGACACUUACAUCAGGGGGGGCCAGACCAGUAAGAAAGGACCCUGAUCGAAGGCAGUCCUCAGAUGUAAGAGAAGCAGCUCAUAAAACAGGUGUUCACUUGAAACAAGAGACAAAAAGUAAGACUCAGUCUUCAGUGUCAAAGAAACCUGUGUCUGUGGAGGCAAUCAGGCGAAGUGUGCGUGACUCUCUGAAAGAAAUCCUCAUUCAGAGGUUGAAGGAGUCUGACUUGAACAUCUCAGUGGAGAGGGCCUCUGAAGUUGCCAAGAAGACGGAGAGAGAGCUUUUCCACUUGUAUAAAGACACGGACAACAAAUAUAAGAACAAAUACAGGAGCUUAAUGUUCAAUCUCAAAGAUACUAAAAAUAAUGUCCUCUUUAAGAGGGUUCUCAAAGGGGAAAUUUCUCCUAGUAACCUAAUUCGAAUGAGCCCCGAGGAGCUGGCCUCGAAAGAAUUAGCUGCUUGGCGACAAAGGGAGAACCGACAUACUAUUGAGAUGAUUGAAAAGGAGCAAAGAGAAGCAGAGAGACGACCGAUCACUAAGAUCACACACAAAGGCGAAAUUGAAAUUGAGAGCCAAGAACCAGUGAAGGCACCGGAGCCUGUAGAGCUUGAGCCUCCUCCCAAAGUGACAGAAGUCUCAGCAGAACCUCCAAAAACUCCUAAGAAGACAGAAGAGAGCACAAAGACAGAGAAAGACACUACUAACCAACACAAGUCUCACUUAUUUGACUUAAACUGCAAAAUCUGCACAGGCCGUAUGGCGCCCCCUGUGGAGGAGGCACCAACCAAAGUGGUCAAAGUUGCCACCACAGUGGUCAGAAGGCAGUCCACCAAAGCAGAGGAGACAAAGAGCACAACGCCGCCUGCGAUGGAAGACGACCUGCACCUCACUGUUUUAGAGGAGAGCUUCCGAAACGCCAAGUCAGGCUAUGAAGGACGGUUGGAUCAUACAGCUGGAAGAGAUGAUGAGACCGCUUUCCUUUCCAACCUGAAGUCACUGUGGGGUGGACUCAUUCACAUGCACGCUGUCGCAAAGUUUAUGACAAAAGCUUUCCCUGUCUCGGGCGUUUUGGACAAUUUGACUGAGGACCUUCCAGACAGCGUUCAAGUUGGCGGACGGAUAAGUCCACAGAUAGUGUGGGACUACUUGGAGAAGAUUCGGGCAACUGGAACAAAAGAGGUGUGCCUGAUUCGCUUCUCCCCCGAGACGGAGGAAGAUGAAAUCUCCUAUACUCUUCUCUAUGCCUACUUCAGCAGUCGUAAGCGUUUUGGGGUGGUGUCCAAUAACUUGAAACAAGUGAAGGACAUGUAUCUCAUUCCUUUGGGUGCCACUGAAAAAGUUCCACAUCAGCUUGUCCCCUUUGAUGGGCCAGGUUUAGAAAACAACCGUGCCAACCUUCUCCUCGGACUUAUAAUCCGACAGAGACCCAAAAGGGAUUUUCUCCCAGUGGACAUGAACGAAACUGCAAGAAUUAUUCCGGAGAUCAAGCCCAUCAUUGUUUCCACAAAAGAAACCAGAGUAACAGAGGAGGAUGAGAAGUUUUUCCUCCCUUCCUUGCCUCCAGCACAUAUUAAAGAGAAGGAGAAGCCACUUAACACUACUGAAGAUGUUGAGCAAAUUACAGAGGCUUUUGAAGAACCAUCUGCAUCAGAGGAGACCAACAAUCAGGAACCCCAGAAACCACUGCGUUUUCUUCCAGGUGUGUUAGUAGGAUGGGGUGGGGAAUUGCCACCUCUGCCAGAUGUUGGAGCUAAACCUGCAACAGCAGCAGAUGACACCCAGAAGACCCAACCAGCUCCACAAACAGAGACAUCAACUGGAAACACAAAAAGUCCAACAGCUGCUGCACCACGAGAGCGCUUUGUCAUCAAAAAGAAAGAGGCUAAACCUGUUAAAGCUGAACCGGGGCUAUCCAGCCCAACCAAUACAUCUGCUGCUAAUAAUCCAUCAUCAAAGGAUGUUGUGGUGGUGACCCAUGGUGCACCAGUCUCUCUCAAAGAUAAGCCUCCAGAUGUAUCGACUGAAGCGUUCCUGGCAAGCUUGUCAGCAGCUCCAAGUGGGACUGAAACUAGCAGCGCUGCCUCUGCAAACAAAGGCAAUGCUGGCCUCUUGUCAGAGACUGAAUCUGGAGGGAUUCCUUUGUCACAGUCAAAGUCCCAGGCUACUGCAGCUCAAACAAAUAGCUCAAAACCUCCUUUAAGUGGAAUAUUGAAAAAAUCUUCAGCCUACUCCAGUGUGAAUGAAGACAAAACAACGGUGCUACAAAAGGAUAAAGCCAGCCACCCAGCUCCUUUGAGUCCUAAACCUGUUCCUGUGUUGAGCAGCACUAGAAAUGAUCCAGUUACACUAUUUCACCAAGGAUUUUUACAGGUUUCUCAGGCCAAGAACAAGGAGGCCAAGGAGGAAACCCAAACAACUACUCAGUCAUUCCCUGGUGAAAAGGAAGAUCCUGGCCUGUCCCAGGCUGGUGCUACAGUAGCUCAGACAGUGUAUCCUCCUCCUGUCCAAGCACCUCAAGCAGCGUGUCACACAGAAGCCUCUGAACUCCAACCUGACUCUGUAAUGGCACCAGUUCUCCCAGUAUACAACAUUGCUGCACCAAUUCCAUCGCAGCAGCAACAGCCUCAGGUACCUGGCAGCUAUGACUACUCAACUGGCCUGCACACCCAGGAUCAGAACCACAGCACAACGUGGGUUCAGGACAGCACUUCGCACACUCUCCCUGGACUUCAGUCACAGUUCGCUGAGAGCUACUCCGAAACACCCGGCCGACCUCCGUCCCUGGUCAAAGACACCAAGCGUGUAGAGGAGCGAUACAGCGACCCGUGGGAGAGGUCACGGAACACUGAGGACAGAGACCACCAAGGGAGGCACAGCCACCACAGGGACUCCCAUCACGGAAAAAAGAGCAGACACCAUGACAGAGAGCGGGAGAAAAAGCACGACCGCAGCUAUGAUGACAAGUACAGGGAGAGGAGUAGGUACCACGGACACUCUGAGGACCGCUACGGUGAGAAGAGGAAAGAGAGGCAGUACAGUGACGACUACAGCAGCCGUCAUAAGGACAGACACAGACACAGACGGGACUCUGAUUAUGAGAAUGGACGGAGAAGUUCAAAAGACAGUUACUCAUAAUUAUAUUUUGUUUUUUUAAAAGCCCUGCAAGCGAGUGUUCGAGGCUCUAAGAAAGACUGUUAGGUUGGUCACUUGGCUGGUUCAAACCAUGUUGGCUUUAUUAACUGAGUUUGUUUGUUGUUUUAUACAGCAGUCUGCAGCUUAUAUGCCAUUUUCUUCAUAGAAGUUCCAUUUUAUGUUAUUGACAGUGCAGCCAAAAUAUUUCAGUGGGAUUGUGAAGAACUUUAUAGAUAUGUUCUAUUCACAUCAAGAAGUGAAUAUUGGAACAGUUUUUAACCUUUUAUUGUAUAUAUCUCAUUGACAUUGUGCUGCUGUACUGACUACAAAUGAUCAGUGAAUGUUUUCAGUUUUGUGGUAACAUACAAAACAAGUGUGGACCAUGGAAGGUGAAAAGAUUUUAGUUGGCAUGAAUGUAACACAGAAAACAUUUAAGGACAACAACCUAAGCAGCAGCUUUGCUUUUUUUCCCCAACCUAAUUUCUUUUAAAUUGCUUAAAUAUUUUAUACACUUACUUUCUAUUGGAAAAGUAUGUACAUUUUGGCUUGUAAUAUAAUUAGAGAUUAAGUGUGCCUUUGCACUGUGUGUUUAUGUACAGUUCGUAAUAAAGCUAAUCUUUUUUUAUUAUUGAUUAUAAAAGAAAAUCUCAUUCUUUCUAAAUGUAUUAAAGGUCAAACCUGAA
Molecule: messenger RNA, 5919 nt
Organism: Larimichthys crocea (large yellow croaker)
Lineage: Eukaryota; Metazoa; Chordata; Actinopteri; Sciaenidae
Gene: phf3
Product: PHD finger protein 3
Exons: 16
Coding region: 197-5239 (1680 amino acids)
Biological process (GO): DNA-templated transcription
Cellular component (GO): nucleus
Source: RefSeq, a predicted model, not a curated record